GAUUGAGAGCGGAGUUCUUGGUGGGAAAGGGAGCUUUCUUUCCGUCUUGGGCUUGAUUCGCGGAAGGGAGCCGCUUCCCGAAGCUGGGGGCCUGCCGGAGAGGGACCCGUCCUUAGCUGGGGAUGAUAGGAGUUGCAGUCCAAGUCGCCUGAAGGGUUAAAUGGAUCGCCACUCCAGCUUCAUCUUCGUGUGGCUGCAACUGGAGCUGUGCGCCAUGGCCAUCCUCCUGACCAAAGGUGAAAUUAGAUGCUACUGUGAUGCCGCGCAUUGUGUCGCCACAGGCUACAUGUGCAAAUCCGAGCUCAAUGCUUGCUUCUCCAGACUGCUUGACCCACAGAACAGCCAUUCUCCACUUACUCAUGGCUGCUUGGACUCUCUUGCGAGCACCUCAGACCUCUGUCAAGCCAACCUGGCACAAAACCACUCUGGAAUGACAAUCCCCAAGUUGGAGUGUUGUCACGAAGACAUGUGCAAUUACAAAGGGUUAUAUGAUGUCCUCUCUCCUUCCAGAGGAGAGCUUUCAGGACAAGGCAGCAGAUACCAGCACGAUACCAGCAGGAACCUCAUCACAAAGGUCCAGGAGCUGACCUCCUCGAAAGAACUCUGGUUCAGGGCUGCCGUGAUUGCGGUCCCCAUUGCCGGCGGGCUGAUCUUGGUGCUGCUCAUCAUGCUGGCGCUGCGCAUGCUCAGGAGCGAGAACAAAAGACUGCAGGACCAGAGGCAGCAAAUGCUCUCCCGGCUGCACUACAGCUUCCACGGGCACCAUUCUAAAAAGGGACAGGUGGCCAAGCUGGACUUGGAAUGCAUGGUGCCAGUGACGGGUCACGAAAACUGCUGCCUGACCUGCGACAAAAUGCGACAGCCAGACCUCAGCAAUGACAAAAUACUCUCACUAGUCCACUGGGGAAUGUAUGGUGGGCACGGAAAACUGGAGUUCGUGUGAUCACUUCUUUUUUUCUGUGUGUUUUUCCUUUUUAAAUAUAUAUAUAUUUUAAAAAAACAUUGUUCGUAAAAUGACUAGGAAAUCUUUUCAAAGGCCUUUGGGUUCUGCUGGACAGGAGCACUUUAUUAUCCGGAGGGGAGGGGGACCUACAGUCAUUAAGUCAUUUUUUAAAAAGAAAACUACAGGACUGCUGCAGACCGAACCUUGGAGAUGUCUUCUGAAGGAUUCCAAAAGUUACUUUAUUUGCACAGAGUACAUACACUCAAAUGUCUUGUUUGCUUUGAAAUUAUGAAAGCAAAAAACGAGAAGUUAUACACACUGUUACCAGGGUCAUCUGAACUGUAGGGAGGAGGGCGUUGAGUUAUACUAUUAAAAUUGUAUGCAAGUUCUGAUGUAAAGAUUUUUUUUUAAAUACAUAUUAUAUAUAUA
Molecule: messenger RNA, 1372 nt
Organism: Anolis sagrei ordinatus
Lineage: Eukaryota; Metazoa; Chordata; Lepidosauria; Squamata; Anolidae
Gene: BAMBI
Product: BMP and activin membrane bound inhibitor
Biological process (GO): positive regulation of canonical Wnt signaling pathway; transforming growth factor beta receptor signaling pathway; negative regulation of transforming growth factor beta receptor signaling pathway
Molecular function (GO): frizzled binding
Source: RefSeq, a predicted model, not a curated record